Messenger RNA from Aphanomyces astaci, 213 nucleotides. RefSeq lists its product as hypothetical. The transcript is spliced from 2 exons. The record is from RefSeq and is a predicted model, not a curated record. The coding region runs from base 1 to 213 and encodes 70 amino acids. NCBI's taxonomy places the organism in Eukaryota, Oomycota, Saprolegniomycetes, Saprolegniales, Verrucalvaceae.
AUGCGCCAAGUCAAGGGUGUUAGCGUGCCGUUCUCCAUCAUGGGCAGUUUGCCGUUGGUGCGGGACCUUCAACGUGCGGGGCUGGACUUGACCUUGACCGGGUUUGGCAAGAGCGCAGUGUACCACGGCGACAACGAGUACUGUUUGCUCAGGGACAUGGCCGACGCCCUUCGAGUUGUCGGUAGGUUUAUCCACAACGUCGACGUCGCGUAA